AUGAAGCUAAAGCAGGCUAAAUGGAUGCUUGACGGCAUUCAAGGAUUUGAAAAGCCAAAGAUAAAGCACGAGCAGUACAUGACGCCCUCAGAGCUUGCUUGUUCUGUGGCGCACGUGAUGGCCGUUGAAAACGAUGAUGUGCGCGAUAAGAAAGUGCUAGACUUGGGAUGCGGAACGGGAAUGCUCAGUGCUGCAGUGCUCUUGUAUGGAGCGCGGGAGGUUACAGGCGUAGACAUAGAUAGGGAUGUAGAAGAAAUAUACAGAAGAAACUUGGAUAAAGACUUUACUGAAAAAUAUACAUUUGCUAAUUUGGACAUAGUAAAUGACGGGCUUGGAAGUGUAGAAAGAUGCGACACAGCAGUUAUCAACCCGCCAUUUGGAACGAAGAACAAUAGCGGAAUAGAUGCCCUGUUCUUGGAGAAAGCCCUAGAGAAGGCAGACGUAGUGUACUCCAUGCACAAAAGCAGCACGCGAGAGUAUUUUAAAACAAAGUACGAGGGGAGAAUAAAAGUCUUGUCGAAGAUGUACUUUGAGCUCAAAAAAACAUACAAGUUCCAAAAAAAAGACGUUGUGCAUAUAGAGGUUGACCUGAUAAGAGUGUGGAAUGUUUGA
This is a messenger RNA of Nematocida minor, 612 nucleotides long. RefSeq names its product rRNA N6-adenosine-methyltransferase METTL5. Gene Ontology annotation, biological process: rRNA methylation. NCBI's taxonomy places the organism in Eukaryota, Fungi, Microsporidia. The transcript has a single exon. Gene Ontology annotation, molecular function: rRNA (adenine-N6-)-methyltransferase activity. The record is from RefSeq and is a predicted model, not a curated record. Bases 1 to 612 code for a protein of 203 amino acids.